ACGGGAGAAGGAGAGGAGAGAUGAAUCGGAUUCAUCUAAUAAAAAAAGAACAGACCUGCUGGUCAAGCGCACACGACUUGCCACACGUGCGCUGCGUGCGUGGCGGCGUGUGCACGUGUGCAGCCUCCGCACGCGGCGACGAUUCUCCAUGUGGUGCACUUUUCCACCAUGUGGAGUCCGUCGCACGGCAUUGAAUCAGCCGAGCGCGAGUAUCAUGUUGCGCCGUCUUCGCCACGACGUUAACUGAGGUGACUUUCACCAAGUAUGCAAAAAAAAACUCACUCAAGAAUAUGUAAGUAUAACGGAGUGAGAGGUGGUAUGACCGUAGGGUCGAGAUAAUGCAUGUGGAGUUACACAGACAUAUGUUCUGUACAUUAAUAAUAAUGGUCAUCGUGUCGCAAGUGAUGAAGUAAUUUUAUUUAACAACUUAGGGCUGAGUUUACUCCUGCUUUACUCCUGCAUUCAGUUCAUUUAGAGUACAGCCAGGUAUAUUUUGCUAAUUAUUAGUAAAGCUGUAAUAAAGUUGUUUGUAGACGCUAAUGAUCUGCGAGAAGCAAAUCACGUUCGAUUGAUGUUUAUCAACGUGGCAUUUGCAUACGUGUUGGUGGAUUAAAGAAGCAUUAGCUGAUAACGCACAACACUGUUUGAAGUCUUUAUUACUAUCUCCUUCGCUAUUAAUGUUAUCUCAGGGUCAUGUCAUCUCUUAGAAUGUGAUUAACGUGCAUAGUAUGGUUGGCUGACGGCUUCUUCCUCCUUAUAGUUGAUGCCUGGGCUCGCCGUCGAGUGUUCAGUCGACUUUGCUCGACGCGAGAUUGCAAAUGCAAUUGGGGAUCCAUCCAGGCACGACAGACAUGGACUUCUACGUAGGCGUGGAUGUGGGAACGGGAAGCGUCCGGGCGGCUCUGGUCUCCUCGAGCGGAAAAAUAAAAAAAGUGGCUACGUGUCCGCUCGAGAUAUUUCACCCUGCGCCGAACUUCUAUGAGCAGUCUUCCGAUAACAUUUGGAGCGCCGUGUGCCACGUUGUCAAAUCGGUUGUUGCUGACAUCUCUGCGGAGAAUGUUAAAGGAAUUGGAUUCGACGCUACUUGCUCAUUGGUGGCAGUGGACGAAGCAGGUUCACCGGUAACAGUUAGUCCUACAGGGCAGGAGAAGCAAAAUGUCAUACUGUGGAUGGAUCAUAGAGCACAGGAGGAAGCUGACAUUAUCAAUUCUAUAGGUCACGAUAUACUGCAAUAUGUAGGUGGUAAGGUUUCCCUCGAGAUGCAAACGCCGAAAAUGUUGUGGCUCAAGAAGAAUUUGCCUGCUUCCUGGAAUUCUGCUGCACUGCUAUUCGAUCUACCAGACUUUUUAACAUGGAAAGCCACCGAAUCGGAAUCGCGAUCUUUGUGUUCAUUAGUGUGUAAGUGGAAUUAUAGCGCCAAUCCCGUCGGUAAGAACGGAUGGGACGAAGACUUCUUCGAGCAACUCAAUUUGCGGGAUCUGAAAAAAGAUAAUUGGAAAAAAAUAGGUAACGAUGUAAGGGUACCUGGUGACGCGAUUGAGGCUGGACUAUCGAUGAAAGCCGCGGCAGAAUUGGGAUUAUUGAAAGGUACACCGGUUGGGACCUCGUUGAUUGACGCACACGCCGGUGGUCUGGGGAUGAUCGGAUGUUACGCGUCGGAUGUGUCGUCGAAUUUCUCCAACCGAUUGGCUUUGAUUUGCGGUACUUCGACUUGUCACAUGAUAGUGAACGAGAACAAGAUAUUCGUAAAUGGCGUUUGGGGUCCGUAUUACAGCGCGAUGGUGCCCGGUUUUUGGCUCAAUGAGGGAGGUCAAAGUACCACCGGAAAAUUGCUCGAUCAUAUUAUCGGUACACAUCCUGCAACGCCGGGAAUCCUGAAGACCUUAGGCGGCAACAAACACAUUCAGCAAUAUCUGUCCGAACUAUUGCAUGUUAUGGCUGAGCAGAAAAAUCUACAGAACGUGUCGUAUCUGACGAGGGAUAUACAUGUGUGGCCAGAUUUCCAUGGUAAUCGUUCGCCCCUCGCCGAUCCAACAUUGAAAGGAAUGAUAUCCGGGUUAUCCUUAUCUGUGGACGAGGAGAAUCUAGCGUUAUUAUACUUAGCAACAGUGCAAGCGCUAACGUACGGUACAAAACAUAUAAUCGAAGUCUUGUCAGUGGCCGGUCAUAACAUAGAGAGUAUAUUGGUCUGUGGUGGACUUAGCCAGAAUCCAUUGUUUAUUCAAAUACAAGCCGACGUGUUGGCGUUACCGAUACUCUGUCCUGUUGAACGAGAAUCGGUUUUGGUGGGCGCUGCAAUCCUCGGAGCAUGUGCCACAAAAAAAUAUUCCAUGCAUGAGACUGUUCAGAGAAUGGCAGGGUCAGCAAACGUAGUGAAACCGACGAGUGAAUGUUAUAAAUAUCACCUUCGAAAAUAUCGUGUAUUCAAGAAAAUGGUUCAAGAUCAACAAGAAUACAGGAAAUUAAUGAGCGAGGAAUUGUAGCCUAUGAAUUCUUCCGUCCCUUUAGCCUAAAUGGAUUAAGAACAGACUAUGUUUAACAAAUGUUUUUAUAAUUGAGGGGAAUUUGAGUGAAGAUAAAUGAUCUGCGAAUUUUUGAGAUAGAUAUUUAGAAAGAAUCUCUAAAACUUAGAAUAUAUGAAUAAGUAUAAAUAUUUUAAAUGGGUUGUAGAAACUUAGAGAUUUUAGAACGAAAA
Molecule: messenger RNA, 2695 nt
Organism: Monomorium pharaonis (pharaoh ant)
Lineage: Eukaryota; Metazoa; Arthropoda; Insecta; Hymenoptera; Formicidae
Product: FGGY carbohydrate kinase domain-containing protein
Exons: 10
Coding region: 819-2483 (554 amino acids)
Biological process (GO): carbohydrate metabolic process
Molecular function (GO): kinase activity; phosphotransferase activity, alcohol group as acceptor
Source: RefSeq, a predicted model, not a curated record